Molecule: messenger RNA, 423 nt
Organism: Rhipicephalus sanguineus (brown dog tick)
Lineage: Eukaryota; Metazoa; Arthropoda; Arachnida; Ixodida; Ixodidae
Exons: 3
Source: RefSeq, a predicted model, not a curated record
AUGGCCGAAGCCGAGGAGAGCGACUGGGCCAAGGCGGCGCAUCUCUUCUUUUCGGGCGCUCGGUCGGGAGCGGCGGCGGCGGCUCGUCACUGGGCGGGUCCGUACACGGCACAGUUAAUCAACCUUUUCGUGGCCGCGGGUCGCCUUCGGCCGGCCGCUGUGAAGUGCCAGGAUUUCAACUUGACCAACAAUCUCAAAAAACUGCGCUCUUACGAUAAAGGCAGCUCCAUCCGGAUCGAGUACGUUCUCUACAACCGGUGCAGCCGUGGCAACAUCCAGAUCGAGGGCAAGAAAGUGACCGCCACCCCGGGACAUUCUUUCAGCAAACUGGUGCUGUCGUCGGUCGGCAUGGGUUCCAAGCUCACCAUUGGUUCCAACAGCACCUUCCUAUGUUUCAACAAGGGCGGCAGGCUCGUCAACAAG